Messenger RNA from Vicia faba (fava bean), 654 nucleotides. The record is from the annotation of a GenBank genome assembly. NCBI's taxonomy places the organism in Eukaryota, Viridiplantae, Streptophyta, Magnoliopsida, Fabales, Fabaceae.
AUGGCAGCCCAAUUCGCCGCCGCUGCAGCAACAACAACAUCCAACGUUUCUCUUCUCCGCCUUCCCUCUCUCUCGAAUAAAGAUUUGAUUCCGGAAAGACGAGUUACAUUCUACAGGAAAAGGAGUUUUGCCAUCAAAGGUCUUGCAGGCAGUUCUCUGGGAAAAUCAGCUACACGACUCACGGCUGUUUCAUCUCCACUAUCUACUGAUAAACUAGGUCAUCUCUCACUCAGUGUUCCUAUAUCUCGAAGAGGCAGUUGUACCACCCGUCCACAAGCAUAUAUAUACCAUUGGUCUGGCUUUCGAAUCCCUGCAAAUGCUGAGAAGCCAGAAUGGUGGUGGAGGACUUUAUCCUGUAUACCCUAUCUAAUAGCAUUGCAGAUGUCUGCAACUGGAUUCCAUGUAAUGGCGGGAAUGCUACUGGAAAUUGCUCUUCAGAUAAUAUGGGUUGCAAGCAAUUUCUUGCCGCUCAUACACUUCAAGGGAACACUUGGGAUGUAUUACUGGGCUGGUGUGGCGUUGGCAUAUAUUCUCAUAAGCAUGCAUUCCAUCAGGUGUGCUCUUCUUGGUACAUUUUCGAAUAUCCCUGUUAUUAGUGAAUCAGCUUUCCUUCAUUCUCUAUUUAGUUUAGGAGGGUUCCAGCGGCCCUUUUAG